AUGAUCAAGUUAAACACUCUAAGGGUCGUACAACUGAACACGUUAUUAAGGGCAAAUGAUUUACCAACCACAGGCGCUAAAGCAAUUAAAAUUGAAAAGUUGCAAGAAGUUUUGGGUACCGAUGAGGUAGAUCCGAUGGAGCUUGAAGACGAUAGUGCGGUGUCCUCAAACGACUUACGCACGCAAUUGAAUAGUUUGAAAGAGGCAAUGGCAGGGCUAACAUUAGCUAUUGGCACCAUGAAUCGUAACCCAGAGGUCAUACCACGUAAUGAAGCAAAUCAGCAAACGAUAAACAACAAUGAUGGUAGGCCAAGCUCAAGUGUUGCGAGCUGGGAGUCUGCGGAGGAGUUACGAACGCCAUCAGGUCCAACCAUGAGAAUUCAGGAUAUGAUAGGGGUAAUGCCUGAAUUCGACCCAAUAAAAGGAACUACGACCUCAAGGCAAUUUAUAAGUCGAACUCAACAAUUACAACAAUGCUAUGGUUGGAGGGAAGAGAUGAUUUUGAUUGCAGUCCAGCACAAAAUGAAAGGUAUGGCCAAGCAGUGGCUGGAUGCACAAAAUGUUUUUAGUUCUUGGUCACAAUUUGUGCACGCAUUUGAAACAGACUUUCCGUCAACACAGAAUGCGGCUGAAACUCAUAAGACUCUUAUGAAACGCAAACGUAAACCCAACGAAAACUAUUUGGAGUAUUAUUAUGCCAUGUUAACGAUAGGUCGACAAGGUGGGGUGGACGAUGUAUCCAUCAACAUGCAUAUUAUCGGUGGGCUGAACGAUAGUAUUUUAACAAAAACUUUGGCAACGAUGAAUUUUGCGACGUGUAGCCAAUUGUUGGUGGCACUCAAAAAUUUAACGACAGUCAGCAAUGUAUCGGUGAGUCCAGCGACGGAAACUCAGCAAACACUAAGAGCCGAAGAGAAGCCAAAACCGAAUCUGACACAGAUAAAAUGUUUCAACUGCAAUGAUUAUGGUCACAUUGCAGCCAAGUGCCAACGACCACAGCGAAAACCAAGGUGUACCAUAUGCAAGAAGACGGAUCAUGAAGCCAAGAAUUGUAACAAAAAGACUUCAGUUGCGAAGAUUGGUGACGAAACCGACCGAGACGGAGCACCUCCAAUUACGAAAAUUGUGGAGCUUAACGGAAGGCAACUCAACGCUUUCAUUGACACUGGUAGCGUAUGCUCAUUAAUACGCGCAUCGGCAGUAGGUGAUAUUCAGACGACAGGAACUCGGAGAUGCUUCACGGGGCUUGGAGGAUCCAAGGUGCAGGUCGCGAAACAGAUCAACGUACAGAUUACGGUGGACAACGUUCCACGAGAAGCCAUAUUGUAUAUGGUUGCGGAUGAGAUGCUACCUUACGAUGUUUUAUUAGGUCGCGAUGUAUUACAGCAUGACGGGUAUCACAUGGUGAUUGGCAAUGGGGUACUACGCCUGGAGGAAGACAGACCGACGGAAUUUAAUAUAUCUAGCUGCCUGUCGGAAGAAGAUAAGAACAAGACAGAAAAUCUUUUGUUAACGUUUAAGCAAUGUUUUGCAGAAAGCAUUAGCCAAAUUGGUAGGUGCAAGAACGCACAAAUGACCAUAAGUGUAACGACAUCAGAGCCGAUCUUAGGUAAACGGUACCAGGUUCCGUUUUCACAACGCCCGAUUUUAUCGGAAAUUUUAAAGGAACUGUUGGACAACGAUAUCAUUCGUCCGAGUGAUUCUCCACACGCUGCGUCUGUGCUCUUGGUUAAGAAGUCCAAUGGGGAGAGUAGAAUGUGUAUUGACUUCCGAGCAUUGAACGAAGUCACGGUUAAGAAAAACUAUGUUAUGCCAAUCGUGGAGGAACAGCUUUCACGUCUAGCUGGCAAUAAAUAUUUUACGACACUGGACAUGACUUCCGGCUAUUAUCAAGUUCCUAUGAACGAAGAAUCGAAGAAAUAUACUGCAUUUUUAACGCAUGAAGGACUAUUUGAACACAACGUUAUGCCUUUUGGUCUGGUGAACGCUCCAAUGGUCUUCCAGGAGAUUGUUGUAAAUUUGAUAAAAACGCUUAAGCAUCGGGACAAAGUGGUAAGCUACGUGGAUGAGGUCAUCAUAGCCACGAAGUCCGUUGACGAAGGUAUCGAUGUACUUAAAGAAUUUUUAAAAGCGGUGAACGCAGCGGGUCUUACGCUUAGACCUUCGAAGAGUACAUUUCUGGCUGAGCAAGUACAGUCUCUAGGUCAUGACAUCAACUCCGACGGCAUACGUCCGGGAGAAAACAAAACGAAAGUGAUUGAAGGGUUUCCAAAACCAACAACUAUCAAAGCAGUACGACAAUUUCUGGGAGUAACUGGCUAUUUCCGAAAAUUUGUCAAAGAAUAUAGCAUUAUAGCACGUCCACUGACGAUCUUGUUGAAAAAGGAUGCAAAUUUUAUCUGGAAUGUUGAACAGAACGACGCAUUUGAGAAAUUGAAAUCGAUUAUCACAACUAAGCCAGUACUAACGAUAUACAACGCGAUGAAACCACACGAAGUGCAUACGGAUGCGAGUAGUCUAGGAUUAUCUGGUAUAUUGUUGCAAAACGAUUGUGGAAACGAAUGGAACCCUGUGUUUUAUUUUAGCAGGCAAUGCAAUGAUGCCGAAAGUAACUAUGCCAGUCACGAACUAGAAGUUCUAGCAAUCGUAGAAACGUUGCAACGUUUUCGUAUGUAUUUGCUGGGGCAUAACUUUAAAGUAAUCACCGACUGUAACGCUAUUGCGGCAACAAAAGCAACAACGCCAUUGUUACCUCGGAUCGCAAGGUGGUGGCUCAAACUUCAAGAGUUCGAUUUCACGUGCAUUCAUCGCGCAGGAACGAAGAAUACGUUAGCAGAUGGGUUAAGUAGAUGGCCGACACUUCCUCCAAUGGAACCGACAACGAUUGCUGAUUCGAUAUACCGAGUGGUCGAGAUUGACAACGACUGGAUAUCAGCAAUGCAACGCCAAGACGACGUGCUUAAAGACAUCAUCGCUGUUCUAAAUGGGAAGUCAGCACCGAACGGGCAUCAACUUAAAGAUGACUAUGAAUUGCUAGGGCAACGAUUAUAUCGUAGAGUCGACGGCAACAAGCGACUAGCGGUACCACGAGGAGUGAGGUGGCGUCUAGUGAGAUCGUUCCACGAUGAAGCCGGUCAUUUUGGACUGGACAAGACAUAUGAGCGAGUAUCGAAAGAAUUUUGGUUCCCACGCAUGCGACGAUAUAUUAAAUCCUACAUCGCGUCAUGCCCCGAAUGUUGUAUCAAUAAAGUGAUAGGGGACGACGCCAGUACUUACAACCCUACGAGAAUAUAUUACGGUAUAUGGAAGCCCAAGGCAAAUUAUUUCCGACAGGGGCACGGCUUUCACGUCGAAGGAAUUCCGGAACUUCGUUCAACAAUACGACAUACGGCAUGUCCAAGUAGCAGUUCGUACGCCCGAGCCAAUGGCCAAGCUGAGCGGGUCAAUAAGACGAUUCUAACCUCACUCAAGUGUAUGAUCAGAAACGAUAAAGACUGGGACCAGGCACUACCGCAACUUCAAUGGUGUCUUAACUCACAAAGCAACGCAACAACUAGGCAGAGUCCGAAUAGUCUAGUUUUUAACUUCAGGCUACGAGACGUAACAGCAAAUCGAUUAAUUCAAGCUGUGCAAGAUUACCAGGAUGACAACGAGAGUGAACGCGAAGACGUCCAACUCGAAAUCGUGGCCGAACGGAUCAAUUCAGAAAAAACGAAAUGGAAACAGAGGUUCGACGCAAAGCAUCGAUUCCCCAGGCAGUACAAUGAAGGAGAUCUGGUGGUGAUUGACCAUAUACCCCCAGCCUCUGGUACCUCGCGCAAACUCGAACCAGCAUACAAAGGACCAUAUGUUGUGACAAAGGUCUUACCAAACGAUCGCUAUGUGGCCGAGGACCUCCCAGAUAUACCCAAACACCGAAAGCGCUAUGCAGGCAUAUUCACGAACGACAACAUGAAACCGUGGAUAGACAGCAGUAUCGUUGAUGAUGACUAUGAAUCAAUUGACGAAGAUGUUAACGACGAAUCGCUCAGGGGAGACGAUCAAUCAGGAUUGGCCGAGCUGUCAACGAUAGAUGGCAAGCCUAGGUAA
Molecule: messenger RNA, 4089 nt
Organism: Anastrepha ludens (Mexican fruit fly)
Lineage: Eukaryota; Metazoa; Arthropoda; Insecta; Diptera; Tephritidae
Exons: 2
Coding region: 1-4089 (1362 amino acids)
Molecular function (GO): zinc ion binding; nucleic acid binding
Source: RefSeq, a predicted model, not a curated record